Amoebophrya sp. A25 is the source of this 2191-nucleotide messenger RNA. The record is from the annotation of a GenBank genome assembly. NCBI's taxonomy places the organism in Eukaryota, Dinophyceae, Syndiniales, Amoebophryaceae.
GGAUCGGUUCAUGAUUAUCUACUAGCUUAUUCGUGCUUCUCGUCGUUAGGUGGAUUGAUGCGCCCAACCUUCUUUAGCUUCCCGUCAAACUUCUCUCCUUAGUAACCUUCAGGACGUACUAGGCUCAGAAAAAUACUGUUUGAAGAUUCCUUCUAAGCCCCACCAGUUGCCGUUCAUCUUCAUCUCUGUCAAAGGGAGUGGACUCAAGAAGGAGCUCUACAACGAAUUCCCAUUUGCGACAACCACAGUACAACUAGCAGAGAACAAGUGUACUUCUACUAACUUACAACUAGUACAACCAUCAAUAAACGUGGUCAAUAACAAUAUCUUCAAAAACUAUAGAUAUAGAAGUGAUGUUGCAGCAACUUUUGGUCGAUCUUCAAAGCAGUUCUAAGGCGUCCUCAUCAACAAGCAGAACAAGACCAACGUCCUUCAGCAUCAGUGCAAGCGAAGUCGAAGAACAAAUGAAAGAUAUCUUCGGGGAUGCUCAGGGUGCGAUCGAUGCUGUGAACUCCGAAGCUAAGCGGCUUUUCGAAGGUAGCUUUAGCCGAACCUUCGAAGCGCUCAGAAGUUUAUGGCGUAGCAGGCUUGUUGUUUUGUACCCACCAGAUCUAACAUUGAGCACUACUACUAGAUGGCUUGCAACUUCUCCUUCUGUCUACUUCCUUGUGUAGUAUCGAGUUCGAAUUCCAUGUGAUUAAUUAUCUACUUUUUCUAGUAAAAAAUUCUACAACUUCAAAAGUUGAUUAGAUGAACUUUCUCUUGCUCUUUCUAACUCCCGUGACCGACGAACGCCAGCAUGUGUGGCAGGAUCUGGUACUCGGCAAGCAUGGUCUAGCAGCUUACUGCAGCAAACUGAAGCAACUGCUUGAAGAAGUGGACGCAAACACUGAGAGUUGUCAGAAAGCUCAAGACCUAUGGAAAAAGAAAGGGAGAGCUGCUACUCCCGGAAGCGGUGCAGAUGGAGACAAGAAACCUGUGGAAAACGCUAAUGAAAAACACUUGCUCAUACAGGGAUGCGCGAAUGAAGCGUAUUGAUGAAAUUAAAAUUCCCUCUUUGCUUUCACGACUUUCAACAAGAAAAAGUAAGUAAAAGUGUAAUACAUGAGCUGAAACAAGUAAGAGGUGGUCGCAAUGAUCGUGUCAUUCAUUAAAUCAAUAAAACUCAGGUACAAGGGGUUAGAUUACUUUUUAGUACGACCUACAAUCUAGUGGUCCUUUCAUCAACAUUAUAGCACGAGGCACAAUAUUAAGUCCGAGCUUGGUUGUCCUCCGGUGACUUCCUUGUGAAUGUAUGGUUCUGGUAUUUUUGGUAUAGCCUGAAUUUGAUCCUAAGGGUUCUCUUCUUGUUUUCCCUUAGGAUCAAACUCAGGCUAUACCAAAAAUACCAGAACCAUUCAGUGAAACAAAAUCUCUAUCUCCACUUCCUUGUGAAACAAAAUCUCCACCAUACUCCAUACUCGUCCCCAGGUACAAGUCUGAGCUUGGUCCUCCGGUGACUUCCUUGUGAAACAAAAUCUCCACCAUACUCCAUACUCGUCCCCAGGUACAAGUCUGAGCUUGGUCGUCCUCCGGUGACUUCCUUGUGAAACAAAAUCUCUAUCUCCAUACUCGUCCCCAGGUACAAGUCUGAGCUUCGUCCGGUAACCUGUGAAACGACAGAUCAAAAACUGUUAUGCACCUGGUUGCGAGAGAGCGUCAUCCCGGAAAACGGCUGGGCAGAUUGGUUCUCGCCAGGUGGGAAAUGUCUCAUUAGUCCUGAAGCUUCUUUCAACCAACCUUUGCUGGAUCCGAGUACGUUACAACUUCAACAGAAGUGAAGAUGAGUGAAGAUGAAUAAAGAAAGAAGAUGUUGAUUGUUCAUGUUUAUUUUGUUUGAAAUGUUCAUGAAGUCUAAGAUAAUUGAAGGUGAACAAAUAGAAGAAGAUAAUUGAAAGGAAAACAAAAGACUCAGAGAAUCAAUAGUACUUAAUGUAUUUCUUACUCCAAGGCCAAGCCCGCUGUUCCACAACAUCAUGACCAUCGUAACAUGGCAAUGUAUGGCUAUCCAGAGUUGAUCUUAAGCUACUGCUCCAGUAGACCAUGACCAUGAGCUACUGCAGUGCGAUUAAUGCUUCUGUAAAAACAAGGUAAGAUCAAAUGCAGCUCGAUGCCACCUUGAGCGCAUUAGUUGUGAAUUAUCCGUUUUUAG